AAGUAGGAACUAUCUUAACUGAAAGUGUUUCAUUUUACAAAUAAGAACGAUGUUAUAAUUGCCAUCAGGCAACCAUCAGCCAGACAGACUCCCACUGGAGGACACUUCAUCUACAGCCAGAACCCCUCCUUCUGUUGCCAAGAUGUCGGUCAACGAAUCGUGGUAACAUUUUCGCACCACAAACUGGUCAGCAAAUAAUUAUCGAGCGCCCAAAAGCAGACUACACAAAAUGGCUAACCACACAAGAGUAACCACAACGACAAGGAGUAGGCCAUGGCUAAGUGGAGCCAUCCCUGUGCUGCUCCUCCACCUACUGAUUCUUGUGAUCCUGCCUCUGGAAUCCUCCGCCUUCUGCCCCUCGAAAUGCCAGUGCUCGGGUGGCGAGGCCAACAGUCGAGCAUUGUGCGUGGACGCCGCUCUGGAGGAUGUGCCUAUCCAACUAAAUCCGGAAACGAAAUACAUCAACCUCACGGUGAAUAGGAUACGUAACUUGGAGUUCUCGCUGCCCUUCUACAUGAAGCUGGAGAUCCUGGAUCUCUCACAGAAUAUCAUUGAAACCCUGGGCUCCAAGAACUUUGAGUACCAAUCUGAGCUGAGAACUUUGAACUUAAGCCGAAAUCUGGUCAGUUCCCUGCACAAACAUGCCUUCAAAGGUCUGACCAAUCUGCUGCUCCUGGAUCUCAGUUUCAAUCGCAUUGAGACAGUGCAUCCCACCGCUCUCAGUGAUCUGGCCUCCCUGGUGGAGCUCGAUCUAACGAAUAACAAUAUUGUCAGCUUGGAGGAUAACUCCUUCAAGGGCAUGAACACCCUGGAGGUUCUCGUGUUCCGGAAUAAUCGAUUGCUCGACGUUCCAGCCAGUAAUCUAUGGCAUCUACAUGCCCUCAAGAGCCUGGAUAUGUCCUUGAAUCUGGUCGAGUUUGUCCGAAAUGACAGCUUCGAGGGCUUAAAGGAGCUCUUGGCCCUCAGCUUGCAGGGCAAUGUGAUGAGCGAGCUGGAUCUGAGUGCCUUCGAGGGACUUAUCUCCUUAAAACAUCUCGAUCUCUCCGAUAACAAUCUCACGAUGGUGCCUACACAGCAGCUCUCGAAACUUUCGAACCUCACCUAUUUGAACCUGGGUGGCAAUCGGUUUUCCCAGCUGCCCGCCGUCGCCUUCCUCAACUUGUUCCAUUUACGCGAAUUGCAUUUGAGCCGGCUGGACUAUUUGCAGCGCAUCGAUUCAAGAGCCUUUGUGGACAACACCCACCUGCAGACGCUGCACCUGAACAACAAUCCCCAGCUGAGCGACAUACCGAUGCGCCUGUUCCAGGGUAAUCCCAACAUCCUGGAGGUCUACAUGCAGAGCAACAGCCUGCAGACCUUGUACUCGGCUCAGUUCCCGGUGGAUCAGCUGCAGAAGCUCUAUCUGGGUGAUAACCCACUCCAGUGCAACUGCUCCCUGCUGUGGCUCUGGCGAUUGGUAACCGGAAAUUUCGAGGGAGUAGAUCCGGGAAUGGAGCAUGCAGCUGGAGGCGCAGUGGCUGCUCUGGCCAAAGAAGCUGAUGACGAGGAGCUGGCAGAUGAUGCCACCGCAGUGGCCUCCACAGAUGAUGGAGUGGCCGCCUUGGCUGCCUAUAUAGCCGAGCAGCACAUAGUAAAUGCCCUGCAUACCACCGAACCCAGUGCCUACGAGCUGGCCACCUCGUCGUCAAACAGGAAUUCGGGUAUCCUGCGAAUGGAUCGCCAGCAGAUUGGCUGCGACAUCUGGCGGGACAAGGUGCGAUCGAGACGGCAACUGCUGGCGAUGAGCGAAGGCGAGAUCACCUGCCCUGCCCACAUCGUGACCGUGGUCUGUGCGGUCAUCACAUGUCUCCUGGUGGCCAUGAUCGGUGUCAGCGUGCUCUACUAUCUGAGGUUCGUCAAGCGACGGAGGAAGCUGCUCCACGAACGUGGUCCCUUGAGGACCAGCAAGAGCAUCAUCAAUGUUCAUGAUCGCAUCCUGCAGGGUCACAACCCAGGAAGUUUAGGCAUGGGCAUGGGCAUGAGUAUGACCCUGGGCGGCGGCAAUCAUGUCAACGGCCUGGGCAUGACCCUGAACUAUCCGCAUCAUGCUCAAACCCUGCAGGCCCAUCAUCAUUACCACCAGGCCAUGCCACUGCAGUCCCACGUGGGCAACGGCGGUCAUGAGUACCAGCAGACGACUCUGCCCCAACUGGAUAAACUCGAACUGGAGCGAUAUCUGGCGGCCCAGACGAUUGCCAAUGAAUACCGGGCCCUCAAGCCCUGGGAACUGCCCGUCAAGGAGGCGGACGAUGAACCGGAACACCUGUACGAGCGGUUCGAUCACUACGAAUAUCCGGAUGCCCAUACCAUGAGCAAGCAGAAGCAGGCGGCGGCCUUGAACCACUCCACCUCCUCGGCUGGUCCCUCGCCCGUUCCUCCCUCCUCGGCCAAACCGCACGUGGUCUACGUAUGACGUGGACGUGGCAAGGGCGAACGGGCAUCCCAUACGGAUAUCGAAAUGGUCGGACUGAACCACCACCACCCACACCACCACUACAACAAUAACAACAACUAUCGGGGCUGUGUACAGAGCGCCAAGGCCAGCGGUCAGUUCUGAGUUGGAUAAUUCAAGGGGUUAACUCAAGCAAAAACAGGGAAAGUGAGAGGUUAGGUUAAGGAAGAGAUUCAAAAACGGCAAGCUUAGAGGGAAAUUUCGAUGGGGUAGUGGUAUAAACUGCGAGCUAAAGUAACUUACUUUUGAAGAGAAAAAACCCAUCUUAAUUGCCCCCUAAAAUGCCUAGCAUACUCUUUUAGGUUGGAUUACGUAUUUUUUUUCGAAUAAUACCAACAAAGUUUAACAAGCGUCAAAUGAAACAAGGGAUAUGUCUACGUGUAUAGCAAGCAUACAAAUACUCUUAAUGAACUACGGAUAACAGAUAUAUUAGAUAUGUAUACUAACUAACCGCUAAACUAAGAUACGAAUACGAUUUCAAAGAAACCUUUUGCUGGCCCCAAACUAAGCUAAGCUGCAUUCAAGUCUCACUCACUCACUCUCUUUCUCCCACUCAUAGUUAAAAUGGCAUUUAGCAUUCGAAUAAUCUAGAUAGCAUUUAGUAAGUAACUUACAAGUGAAUUUAAAUAUAUAUAUAUAUGAAUAUAUAUUAGAUAUAACGAUAAAGGAGAGUGCAAGCUAAAGGAGUUAAUGGUUUAUUUCCUGAUUUGGUUCACGAAAUUACUGGAAAUGCGUUCAGCACUUGGGCUGAUGUGGCGAAAAAGAUAGACAGACUUUGGCAGGCAAUUAACCUAAAAGGGGACCAAAUAGUCCAGUCCAGUCCAGCCUAGAACUAACUGAAUGAAUCCAACUGCCAAAGAGGUCCUUUUCACAGCCAUUGGCCCGCUGAACUGUAUUCCAAGUUUCCUAACCUUGGCUAAAAAACAUCUCGAAUGACAAUAUACAAAAACAUUAAGCGGAAAACUAACAAGAAACUAAAUUAUAACGCCUAUAUUAAAUGUAUCUUAGUGAGCCCGAACUCAAAGUUGAAGAAACGAUAAAUAUAAUUUGUAAAUAUCCCUCGAUGUACGUCUGUACUGUAAAUAAUUUAUGGAAUGCAUUUAAAAACAUUAGUCAAGUGCAUAGUUUAUUGAUUUAAGAAUAAAGAAUGAUUUCCAAAAAGCAA
Molecule: messenger RNA, 3656 nt
Organism: Drosophila eugracilis
Lineage: Eukaryota; Metazoa; Arthropoda; Insecta; Diptera; Drosophilidae
Product: leucine-rich repeats and immunoglobulin-like domains protein 1
Exons: 5
Coding region: 230-2452 (740 amino acids)
Molecular function (GO): protein binding
Source: RefSeq, a predicted model, not a curated record